AUGGCAAAGAUGAAUGCUUUUCCUUCUCCUAUUGUGAUCAUACUGUUAGCCGGUUUCACCAUCCAACUGGCUAAUGCCACCGUUCCAGCCAUCUUCAUAUUUGGGGACUCGACAGCAGAUGUUGGGACAAAUAGCUACUUGCCAGGCAGCUGGGCCCGAGCAGACUUCCCUCACAAUGGCAUUGACUUUCCCUACUCAAGACCUACUGGGAGGUUCAGUAAUGGCUUAAACAGUGCUGAUUUUCUCGCCAAGCUAAUGGGGUUUAAGAGAAGCCCAUCACCCUUCUUAUUUCUUAUUACCCUGCCAUCCGGCCUCCAGAAGCUUAAAUUCAGAGGUGUCAACUUUGCUUCAGGAGGAUCCGGCCUCCUUGACAUUACUGGACAAUCCAAACAACAGAAGGUUGUUCCCAUGUCAGAGCAGAUCCAGCAGUUUGUCACAGUUCGCAACAAUAUUACUGCUUCUAUGGGCCCCAAGGCAACAGAAGAGUUCCUCGGAAAAUCCUUCUUCGGCAUCAGUAUUGGGAGCAAUGACAUAUUCAGCUAUUUCUGGGCUAAUAGUACCAUGCCUAAGGAACAAUUCAUUGCUAUUUUGAUGAGCUCAUAUGAGGCCUACAUAAAGGUUCUAUACGGCCUUGGAGCAAGGAAAUUUGGCAUCAUAAGCGUUCCUCCAGUAGGCUGUUGUCCAUCUCAAAGGACUCUGGAUCCUGCCGGGGGUUGUCUAGAGGGCAUGAACGAUUUUGCUCGAGCUUUCUAUUCGGCGUUAGACACCCUGCUUUGUAACCUCACCUCAGAGCUUCCGAAGAUGAAGUACUCACUUGGAAACACGUAUGAAAUGACCAUGAACGUUAUAAAACAUCCUCAUCGCUUCGGUUUUAAGGAUGUGGAGACAGCAUGCUGUGGUGGAGGAAACCUAAAUGCACAACUUCCUUGUAAUGCAACAGCGAAUCUAUGUAUGAAACGCAACGAAUACCUAUUCUGGGAUAUGUUCCACCCGACACAUACUGCUUCUCAGCUGGCAGCUGUAACACUCUAUGAUGGUCCCCCGAGAUUUGUUUCCCCAAUUAACUUCCAUCAAUUAGUGGAGGACAAUUAG
Messenger RNA from Diospyros lotus (date-plum), 1092 nucleotides. Its product is annotated as GDSL esterase/lipase At5g55050-like. The record is from RefSeq and is a predicted model, not a curated record. NCBI's taxonomy places the organism in Eukaryota, Viridiplantae, Streptophyta, Magnoliopsida, Ericales, Ebenaceae. Bases 1 to 1092 code for a protein of 363 amino acids. The transcript is spliced from 5 exons. Gene Ontology annotation, molecular function: hydrolase activity, acting on ester bonds.